Messenger RNA from Microcebus murinus (gray mouse lemur), 1924 nucleotides. RefSeq names its product family with sequence similarity 89 member A (gene FAM89A). NCBI's taxonomy places the organism in Eukaryota, Metazoa, Chordata, Mammalia, Primates, Cheirogaleidae. The record is from RefSeq and is a predicted model, not a curated record.
CGGGCGCGUGGCUGCUGCGGCGCGAUGAGUGGGGCGCGGGCGGCGCCGGGGGCAGCGGGCGAGGGCGCGGCCCGGGGGCUGCGCGUGGACGGGCUGCCCCCGCUGCCCAAGAGCCUGAGCGGGCUGCUGCACUCGGCGUCGGGCGGCGGCGCGGCCGGGGGCUGGCGGCACCUGGAGCGGCUGUACGCGCAGAAGUCGCGCAUCCAGGACGAGCUGAGCCGCGGGGGCGCGGGCGGCGGCGGGGGCCGGGCCGCGGCGGGGCCCGCCAAGCCCCCCAACCUGGACGCCGCGCUGGCGCUGCUCCGCAAGGAGAUGGUUGGCCUCCGCCAGCUGGACAUGUCCUUGCUCUGCCAACUGUACAGCCUCUACGAGUCCAUCCAGGAGUACAAGGGCGCGUGCCAGGCAGCCUCCAGCCCGGACUGCACCUACUCUCUGGAGAAUGGCUUCUUCGACGAGGACGACGAGUAUUUCCAGGAGCAGAGCUCCCUCCACGACGGGAGGGACCCUCCCCGGGGCUUGUCACUGCCUGUCUCCUCGCUGUCCAGCAGCGACUGGAUUCUGGAGUCCAUCUAGGGGGCCUCGGGAGGGCCUCGAGGGUGGGGUAUGCCCUUCCUACGGGAGACACUGCCAGCGUUCGCUUCUCCUCUGCUCCCCCAUUGUGGACGGUCCUCAGGCAGGUGGCACCAACGCUGCCAGUUCAAUUUGUAGGAGGGAGUUCUCCAUUGACACGGAGAACUGGUGGCAGUUUUUGUCUUUGAUGGCCACAGUUUCUACUUAGGUGACUUGGCGGUGCUCAGCAGCGUCCUUCACACUCUUACACUGGGCCGCAGCUGCUGGGGGUUCAUGACGAAAGGCAGCAGGAGGAUCUCCGAGAAGGACCCUAGUGGGUGUUUUGUACGAGGCGACUCGUGGCCAGUGACUUCCUUACAGGUGGUAGAUUAUCUGCACCUCUCCGUUUUAGGGUUGCUGCUUCCAGUUUGCCAUGUGUUAAAACUGACGUUCCACUGCUUCCCUUCGUCGAGACGGUCUGCAGCUUUUCUUCUAUUUAUGAGCUUUUAAAUUUUAAGCCUCUUGGUUCAGCUUUAUUUAUUUAUAAGCUGCAUUAUUAACUAUCCAGGUGAGGUGGUGAAAGCUUUUUAUUGAAAAAGUCAACAUUUCUGGUCACACCAACCAACUGCUUUCUCUCAACCUACCCAAAAUUUAUAUCAUUCUGUGUCCAUCAGAUAUUGGAGGAAGGCAGAUCAUACAAACAUAUGUGGAGUGGGAAAAAAAAACUGGGCAAGCUCACGUUUUGUUUCCUCACUGUAAUGACAAAUGUUUUUGUUGUUUUCUGAAUGUAAACUAGUAUGUUAGAAGGCAAACCACCCUCCACUCAAAACACCGAUUACCUUAAGCCUUAAUAUAUUUAUUAAAAUACUUUAUGAAAACCUUACACUUUGUAGGUUAAAAAUGAGGAUAAAAUGCUAAACUAUCUGUGGUUGUGUGUUAUUUUGUUCUGAAUUCACUAUCGUCAAUUCUACAACUUGAAUGCAUUGAGUCCAGUCAAACAAAUACUGAAAGAAAAUUGCAGUUUGUUCUCCUGCCAUUGAGUGCUUUUGAAAGGAACUUGACAGUUGAGCUUAAGGAAUUGUUUAGUGGUGGGAGGUCACCGUUUACAGCUGGAUCUCAGUGCUGUGCUGCCUUUGAAUACUCCACACUCGUUCCACCUGUUCUUCCUCUUGGUGCCUGAGAGUUGCUCGUGAGAGCCUCUUUCAGGCCAGGGAAGGGAAGCAUACCUCAACGUUGUGCUCCUGCAGGUGUUAGCCUGCUGUGUAUACCCCUGGUGCACCUGCGGGUGUUAGCCUGCUGUGUAUACCCCUUGUGCACCUGCGGGUGUUAGCCUGCUGUGUAUACCCCUUGUGCACCUGCGGGUGUUAGCCUGCUG